Leopardus geoffroyi (Geoffroy's cat) is the source of this 1602-nucleotide messenger RNA. RefSeq names its product chromatin accessibility complex subunit 1 (gene CHRAC1). Gene Ontology annotation, cellular component: CHRAC; nucleus. The coding region runs from base 121 to 459 and encodes 112 amino acids. NCBI's taxonomy places the organism in Eukaryota, Metazoa, Chordata, Mammalia, Carnivora, Felidae. The transcript is spliced from 3 exons. The record is from RefSeq and is a predicted model, not a curated record. Gene Ontology annotation, molecular function: protein heterodimerization activity.
CCUCCCCGACACUACAACUCCCACGGGGCAGCGGGCCUCCGCUCCCGCACCCGCCAGGCCGGCAGGCCGCCUGCCUCGCUCGCGGCGGGUUCGGCGGCCGCCGCGGGGAGGGGCGCGAAGAUGGCGGACGCGGUCGCGGGCAGGGACAGGUGCGGGGAGCAGCGGCUCGUGUCGCUGCCGCUGUCCCGCAUCCGGGUCAUCAUGAAGAGCUCGCCCGAGGUGUCCAGCAUCAACCAGGAGGCGCUGGUGCUCACGGCCAAAGCCACGGAACUCUUUGUUCAGUAUCUAGCCACCUAUUCCUACAGACAUGGCAAUGGAAAAGAAAGGAAAGCACUCACUUACAGUGAUUUAUCAAAUACUGCAGAGGAAUCGGAAACUUUUCAGUUUCUUGCAGGUGCCAAAGUUUACCAUGACCUGGCACAGGAAGACAUUAUUAGUUUUGUCAGAGUAUGUUUGUAAUGUGGUUCACCUAGAAUGAUAGUGAAGUCAACAACCUGCACAAGGAUGUUUGGCUGGCUGGGUGGCUGGGGGAGCCUGGCUGACUCCUUACCACUGAAGGGAGAACUCUGGGCUGGUCUUCUCGGCCCCAGAAACAGAGAAACUAGUAGUUGUUGUUGCGGAACAAGCUGUGUGGGCCACAGCUAAAAAAGAGCUUUAGUCUAUCCCCCCGGGGCCCGCCGGCCUGUCUCAGGUGGGUAGGACAGCGUUGCUCCCAGUCGUUACCAGCACACAGGAGCCCAUGGUUUGCGGUCCGUGGAAAGGAAACAGGUCUCUGGCGUUAGUCAGGAGGCAGCGCUGGUUUCCUGCACUGUCACCCAGAGGCAGGGUCGGAAUUCUGUCGUGUUUUGGAACCUGUUCUAGAGUUCAAAGCAGGGACUUGCACAUUUUGAAAUUUGCGUUGCUGUGUUCAUGGUCUGCCAAAACCAAUUGCUGAUGUCAGCUUUAUAUUUUUAAGAUAUAUUACCAAAGAAGAUUUUAGCUAGUAAAUAUCUGAAAAUGCUUAAAGAGAAGAGGGAAGAGGACGAGGAGAAUGACACGGAUGACGGAAGUAAUGGGGACGAAGCAGAGUCCUAAACCCAAAGUCAGCCUGCGGAGCGCCCUCCUGGAUCAGCACCAUUGCUCUGGAUAAGCACAGCACCACGUGACUUUAGACUCUUCAGUUGUCAGAGACUUCAAGUACAUUGUAUGCCCUCCUGGCUGCCUCAGGGCACCUCAUGUGCCCCCGCCGUAGAUGGCCAACAGGAAAGGAACCCAGACGGCAGCCUUUCCCUGAGGGGCGCACGCUGCAGGCCUGGGGCAGGGCGUACCAAGAAAGCUGCCUGUGCGGUCGGGCACGCCUGGUUCAUCUGCCGCGGGUAAGCUGUAGAGGCAGACAAGUUGGCUUAACUUUUUAAUUUACAGAGAGAUUUUCAAGAGCUUCUAAACAUCCGUUGUGUAAAUUCAUAGAUGGCUAUUUGGAAAUUAGUUGUUGUAAACAACUAGCUGUAGUUUGAGCUAAAAAUAUAGUUUAUGGGUAGUAUGUUACAUUUGAAAAUUUUACGAUUUGUCUUAAAUACUGCAUUUUUAUUAACUGAAAAAUAAAUUUCUUUAUUAGAAGCUGUA